This is a messenger RNA of Ficedula albicollis (Collared flycatcher), 1368 nucleotides long. RefSeq names its product pleckstrin homology like domain family A member 3 (gene PHLDA3). The transcript is spliced from 3 exons. The record is from RefSeq and is a predicted model, not a curated record. Gene Ontology annotation, cellular component: plasma membrane. Bases 1 to 624 code for a protein of 207 amino acids. Lineage: Eukaryota; Metazoa; Chordata; Aves; Passeriformes; Muscicapidae. Gene Ontology annotation, biological process: negative regulation of phosphatidylinositol 3-kinase/protein kinase B signal transduction; intrinsic apoptotic signaling pathway in response to DNA damage by p53 class mediator; positive regulation of apoptotic process. Gene Ontology annotation, molecular function: phosphatidylinositol phosphate binding.
AUGGGGCUGCACCCCCAAGAGCCGCUGCUGCGCGCCCCAGGAGCUGCUCUUGCACCUCCACAUCUGUCCCUGCGCCCCGGCUGUCGUGCACAAGGGCCCGAGCCCUGCCCCACCCCGCACCCGGCCUGCUCACAAGACGACCCUGAGGGGCUGAGGACCCGCGGGCCCCUGAGGGAGGGCGUGCUGGAGAAGCGCAGCGGGGGGCUGCUGCAGCUCUGGAAGAAGAAGCGCUGCCUGCUGACGGAGAAGGGGCUGCAGCUCUUCGAGCCCAAGGGCUCGCGGCGCAAGGAGCUGAGCUUCGCCCGCAUGAAGGCCGUGGAGUGCGUGGAGUGGAAGGAGCGGCACAUUUACUUCACGGUGGUGAUGGACGACAGCGUCGAGAUCGAUUUCCGCUGCGCGCAGGAGGACCCGGGCUGGAACGCCGAGAUCACCAUGGGGCUGGUGCGCUUCAAGAACCAGCAGGCGAUGCAGGAGGUGCGCGCCCGGCACAGCUGCCGAGCAGUGGUGCAGCUGGACGCAGCCCCGGUGGGACAGCCCAGGGAAUCACAGCUUCCCAGGAGUCGGAUGGAGAUGGCCCUCGGCUCGGCAGGUGCUGGGGACAACGGGAUCCCUGCGGGCAAGUGAGGUCACUGCUGUGCAGCCCGGGGACGAGGACAGUGACCCCGGGGAGGCUGGUGCUGGCGCUGGCUCCCCCUGUGCUGGGGCAGGACUGAAGCUCCACAAGAGCUGGGUCGGCACAGCCACCUCUCCUUGGCACAGCAGGGCAAAGGACACAGGCAGGGCCACCACCUGGUGCUUCAGACGAGGCAGGAGGUGACAUCCGUGCCUGGGGCCCUGCCACCCUUCAUUCCGCUGACAUGUGCAGACCGUGGUGCACUGCUGGGACCCCGGCCUCUCCUGCAGGACAGGGGUACGUGAGGCUGUCCUGGAAGGAUCCGUGCCACAGGGAGCUCUGCUUGUGUGACAGUGACACUGGGACAGAUGGAUGCGGCUGGGUCCUGAUUUUAAAAAGGGGCUGCUGGAGAGCUGCUGCUGCUGCAGCAGGGACCCCUCAGCAGGGCACUGAGCCGAGAGCGUGGUGACACAGCAGUGCUGCUGGACAUUGUCUCACCCUGGGAUGUCCUUGGGCUGCUGGGGAUUGCUGGGGACCCCAAUUCCCUGUACCAAAAGUGUCCCUAAACAGGACUUUCAGCUUCUUACCCUGGUGUUGCUUUGAUUUGUGGGACCCCACGGCACGGGAGAGCACAAAUCCUGCACAGAGCUUUGCCAGUCAUGACCCCUAAACCAGUCAGGCUUUAGUCCCCCUCUGGCACCCUGAGGCUGGUCCCCAGUCCUGCUGCGCCCAGGGAUUCCCACGGUGGUUUGUGU